CGAGACGUAAACCUUGCAAACAUGGCGACGCUCCGAAGAGAGUACGGAGAUUGGAACUACGACCGUUUUUAACCGACAAAAUAACCUCCUCUUCGCAUGUUACAAUGUGGUGGGGUUAGCCAGAGCCACCGGACGUACAGCCUUUUAGACGAUGUUUGCAGAGGUGAGUCAGCGCCGGUGAAACACACGCGCGUGCCGUUAGCGUAGUUUGUUUUCCAGUGAUAGGCACGGCUAGUUAGCAUGUAGCAGCUAGCGCCUUAGCGUUAGCCCCGCAGGUAAACACUCAGCCUGACAGGGAGAGGAGGGCACACAGCCGCUGUGCUCUCAGGGAGGCUGUCUGCUAUAAGUGGCAGUCAGCCCCGGGAUUACACAGUUAACGCUAAGAUAAUACGAUGAGCUUUGGAUGUCCUCACUGUCAACGCCGUGCUGGAAUUAGCUAGACACAGGCAAUGUCGGUAGUAUGCGUUUAGAUUAUGAGUAACGUCCCUCAACAACGAAUUUCUGCAUCACAACAAACACAGGCCAGUCUGUCCAUCUGGGGAUGGGGGGGUCUUGGAGUCGUGCUGUUCCUCGUCACCUUUGGACCCUUUGCCAUAUUCUACCUGGCCUUUUAUAUCUUCUGCUUCAUUGGAGGGGGCUUUGCGGUCACGCUGCUUUAUGGAAAGAUCAACUCAGAGAAACACCUAGAAAAGUGCGAGCACUCUUACCUGCCACCCACGCAAAUUGGUAUACUAAAGACGUUAGAUGAGAUGAAGCUGGAGAUCAAGCCUCCGAAGAUUGACAGGAGACUGACGGGCUCCAGUUUCAUAGAUGAACCACUACAACAGGUGAUCCAGUUUGCACUGAGAGAUUAUAUCCAGUACUGGUACUACACUCUGAGCGAGGAUGAGUCCUUCUUACUGGAGAUCAGGCAGACGCUGCAGAAUGCCCUCGUCCAGUUUUCUACACGGUCCAAAGAGGUGGACUGGCAGCCUUACUUCACCACUCGCCUGGUGGACGACUUUGCCACCCAUUUACGUGUCUUUAGAAAAGCCCAGGAUCGCCUCCUCGACAGAGAGGACAAGCAAAGGGACAUAACAGAGGAGCUGGUGGACUCCUUCUUUGAGGCCGAGGUGGAGAUGGAGAGGAAGAUUUGUCGAGACGUAGUGUGCACUUCACACAAAGAUGAAGAAGGUUUUCUUCGGGACUUGUGUGAGUUGCUUCUGUAUCUGUUACUACCUCCUGGAGAUUUCCACAACAAGAACAUGAGAUACUUUUUAAGGGAAGUGUUGGCGCGUGGUGUGCUACUUCCUCUGAUCAACCAGCUUAGUGACCCAGACUACAUCAACCAGUUUGUCAUCUGGAUGAUACGGGACUCCAGCUGCAACUAUGAAGCCUUUAUGAACAUCCUGAAACUGACAGACAAGCCUGCAGAGCUGGAAGCCGUUAAGGACAAGGUGCUGGAGGAGCUUCAGUACCUCCGCUCCCUGGACACAGCCGGAGAUGACAUCAAUGUAAUCAAGAACCAGAUUAACAGUCUUCUGUUUGUGAAGAAGGUGUGUGAGACCAGGAUCCAGAGGCUGCACUCUGGCAAGGAGGUGGAUGCCUUGAAGCUGGCAGCCAACUUUGGCAAGCUGUGUGUUAUCCCAUUGGAUCACAUCCUCAUCCACAACAUAGCCCUGCAGUUCUUCAUGGACUUCAUGCAGGCAGCGGGGGCCCAGGCAGAGCUGUUCUUCUGGCUCACUGUGGAGGGCUACAGGGUGACGGCUCAGCAGCAACUUGAGGCCAUGCAGGGCUGGCAGAGAGACGGCAAGAAGCAGCCCAGCGCCACCAAGGGGCUGCUGAAGGCCGCUGCACUGGGUGUCUAUGAACAAUACCUCUCAGACAAGGCAUCUCCAAGGGUGCAGGUAGACGAGGCGUCCAUAACAGCACUAGGGGAGAGGCUACAGAAAGACGACCCCACGCCAGAGAUAUUCGAUGAUAUCCAGAGAAAUGUGUAUGACAUGAUGCUACGCGAUGAGCGCUACUACCCCUCCUUCAAGCAGAGUCCUCUCUACGUCCGCAUGCUAGCAGAGCUGGACAUGUUGAAAGAGCCAAGCUACCGGGGGUCUGAUGACGGCGAUGGAGAAUCUUUCAAUGGCUCUCCCACAGGAAGCAUAAAUCUGUCUUUGGACGACCUGUCCAACUCCUGCCAUGAUGACUCUAUGCACCUACAUGCCUUCAUCUCUGACACAGCUGACGCUUGUCUCCCCGGCUUCUGGGGUGCUGCAGGGGUUUGCAACGACCAUGGUAAGACCUACGCGCUGUACGCCAUCACCGUGUUUAGACGCAACCAUGAUGGCAGUGAGGACUGCUGGAAGACGUAUCGCCGCUACUCAGACUUCCACGACUUCCAUAUGAGGAUCACUGAACAGUUUGAGAACCUGACGUCGAUCCUCAAGCUGCCAGGGAAGAAGACCUUCAACAACAUGGACAGAGACUUCUUGGAGAAGAGAAAAAAAGACCUCAAUGCUUACCUACAGUUGCUGCUGAACCCAGAGAUGGUGAAGGCCUGUCCAACUCUGAUUCCUUAUGUCUAUGACUUCCUCGAGAACAAGGCCUACAGCAAGGGCAAGGGAGAGUUUGCACGCAAGAUAGACACAUUUGUAAAUCCUCUGAGGAGCUCCAUGAGAAACGUGUCCAACGCUGUGAAGGCCCUGCCAGACAGUCUGGCUGAGGGCAUGACCAAGGUCUCUGAUAACAUGGGCCGCAUGUCAGAGAGACUGGGUCAGGACAUCAAACAGUCCAUACUCAAGGUGCCUCCACUCCUCCCUAAGACUGACAUCGACCCCGAACACUGUCGAGUCUCCGCUCAGCUCGAUGACAAUGUGGAUGAUAACAUCCCUCUGAGGGUAAUGCUGCUACUGAUGGACGAAGUGUUUGACCUGAAGGAGAAAAACCAGUGGCUGCGCAGAAACAUUAAGAACCUGCUGCAGCAGCUCAUCAGGGCCACAUAUGGAGACACCAUCAACAGAAAAAUUGUGGAUCAUGUGGACUACUUGACCUCACCUGAGCAGGUCGCAGACUACGUCAAGAAGUUCAGGGAUUCCUACUGGCCCAACGGUAUCCUGGCUGAGACACCGCCCCGUCGGGACAAGAGCAUCCGCAUGAGGACGCGAAUAGCUGCCAAGACUAGUCUGCUGGGCAUCAUGCCAGACGAGCUGAAGCACAUCAUCGGAGCAGACACCACAAGAAAGGGCAUACUCCGCGUCUUUGACAUGUUUCAGUACCAACCCAUGAACCGUCGGCUAGUCUACGUUUUCCUGGAGGGCUUCUUGGAGACAAUGUUCCCCCAGUACAAAUUCCCCGAGCUCUUUGUCAAGCUACACUCCCGCUCACCACGCAUCCACAGAUAUAGCCAGAAACUCAAAUCCUCCUCCCUCAAGAGGUGACAGGAGAGGUCAGAGGCAGCGGGACAUGGGCCGACCGGACACACACAGACUUGAGAGCUAAGAGUGAGAGUCGGGGGGCGGGGCUUUGACGUGAACAUCGAGGUAUGUGUGUGAUUUCUGCCCUUCCACUUCCCUCACACGCUCUUUUCAAUAAAAACACUCCAAUUCUCCAGCUGAUUAUUUCUUUCAAGACAGAACUGAAGGACGAACAAGACGCACUCUGCCCUCCUCUCACUCUGUGACACACACACACACACCUGCGCAAACACAAAUCCUGUAACUUGCACCAAGACUGGACACAGCAGUCUUUUCUUUUAGUUCAGAUAUUUUCCUCCUCCUUUUUGGACUUUUUAGUUGUGUUUAGCUUUACCCUGGGCCAAUCAAUGCUGCUUUCUCCUGGUCCAGAGAGCAGACCACAGAUACUGUAUUGUUUUUAAACUGCAGGAGUAGAUAGCAUAGACCCACACCUUGCCUUACCUUCCCGCUUCUGUCUUUCGGCCAGCACUCUUCACCAUCUCAGUGACCUGGCCGCUCAGCUGUAGUCAAACUUACCCUCAUGCUGUAGACAUGUUAUCUGCAAAAGCUGCACACUUGUGAACAAUAUUUUGUUUUCAUAGCAACCAAAUAUGUCAAUAGCACUGGGUUAAAAAGGCGCUGUUUUUAAAAUGUGACUGAACAAGUAUGGGUCGAGAGAGAUGAUUUAGAUUUUUAUUGCUUUUUUUUUUUUUUUUUUUUUUCCAGCCUCAGUGCCUCUCUUGAGACACGAUUUCUUUUUCUUUCCUUUAUCAUCUGUACCACCCAUGAUCCUCAAAGAAUAGAUCCACGUCCCCUUUAAUGCUACUGUCAUAACCUGUGAUGACCAAAGCUCAUGCUGUUCCAUACAUGUGUGUGCACUGGUUUGAUGUCGGGAUACUCUGAACAUUACUGUGCUUCAUAUCCUUAAUCAUGUGAGGAAAGAGAGCGCAGAGUCGACCUUUAAAAGGUGAGGCUGUGAGGACACACUGAAGUGUGAUACAGUUGUGGGAGGCUCAGCUCUGGCUGUGCGAGUGCACUAUCAAAGAAUGUACUCUCUGGUCUAGUGUAUUUGGCUCGUGUAGAAUUUUGUGUGAAUGGGUGUGUGUAUGUUUGUGUGUGUGUGUGUUUAGCACGAAGAUGCAACCCUCUUCAUUCAGAAACUGUGCCAGUGUGAGCUAGUGAACCAGCCUUAACUAUAUACAGUAUAUACUGACCAAGAGACGCACGCUAGAGGUAGCUCUCCUUCACUCGACUGAACGUUACAAGGAAAUCAAGAUAGAGAUAUGGAGAUAUAUCCCUAAUCACUUUUAUCCAGAGAAAAAGUCUUUAAUUUUGUGCAAUAUUUUUUUCUUUAAUGCAUGUGCAUUUUGAAUCAUUGUAUACUGAAAACUAGUAAUUCAUAUUGUUUUAAUAGUAGAGAACGUUAAAGACGCUUCCCCAGAAAUGUCUUCUUGUCCCAACAACUUAACAUUCCGUUGUUGUAAAAGUACAAUGUUUAUUUUACAGACUUGUUUUAUAAGUCUGAGAUAUUUUUUUUGUUUUGUUUUUAAUGUGUGGGGGGGUAUUUUACACUUAUCCUUCACACACUCAUACAGACUGUGUUUUGUGGGUAUGGACUGGGCAGUGGUCGGGGGUUUUCUGUGUCGCAGCCCGAUAAUUAGCUCAUUGGGCUACAGCUAGUUCAGAGGCGGGCUCAAACAACUGCUUCUUUUUAACUCAUAAGUGGCGUUUUAUGCAUCUAAGCCUGUUCUGUUUAGUGUGAACAGAUCUAUGUUGUUAACUGACAGCUCGAGGGACCGCCCCAUCUCUCCCCUCCUGUCCAAAAGGCUCACAUGAGAGCCAUGUUGUGGCCAAUGGAAUCACUGCUAACGAGCACUUACCGUAGCAACUGUGGGAGGGCCUCUCCCAUUGGCUGGAUGGAGCCCCAUUCUGCUGCAGUCAUUGGAUGGAACUCCCUCGUCUGCUUUGAUUUGCUUGCACUGAGCAGCCCUGGUGGACUCUGAUUGGCUGAGUAGGAGGACAUGAACUGGAGCUGCUUACUGGGAAGUGAAUAUUUUGUUUGUUCCCGCGUCUACGGAGGUGUCACUUCUAAUUUUCUGCACAUCUCUCCAUACAGGAAGGCUUGUCGUUUUUUUUUAACCCCCAGUAUUUAUGAAUCUAUGAUAAUGAAAAUUGUGCAUAUCUGUGUACAGUAUGUGUUAAUAGUGUGCCUAAAUGUACUGUCAACUCUAUUUUCAUAUUUUUCUUUAACCUAAAAAAAAAAUCAAUCAGAAUGUCAUGAUCAUUUUAUGCGACUGAAAAUGACUUUAGGGUGUUUUUUUGCAUCAUGCUUAUCAAACUCUUCCUUGUGAGCGAUUGUGCUCAGAUCAGUAUAACACUAAUAAAAGGUAACUCAGA
Molecule: messenger RNA, 5822 nt
Organism: Epinephelus moara (kelp grouper)
Lineage: Eukaryota; Metazoa; Chordata; Actinopteri; Perciformes; Serranidae
Gene: snx13
Product: sorting nexin 13
Exons: 25
Coding region: 474-3410 (978 amino acids)
Cellular component (GO): early endosome
Molecular function (GO): phosphatidylinositol binding
Source: RefSeq, a predicted model, not a curated record